CACAUCACACCAACCGCAACCCAACCUCACAUCUCUCAAAACCCAACCAAUCCAUUCACAUCAUCAACAGAAAUGGCAGCCAUCGCAUUUCCAUCCCGAAACCCUCAGGCUCCUAAGGAAGCAGCCUUCCGACAAGAUCUGAACGUUCGUCUCAUCUGCCCUGAUUGCAAAUGCGCGAGACUCGUCGAAGAGUUCUCGUCAGGCGAUCUUGUCUGUGGUAGCUGUGGCUUAGUCGUUGGCGAUCGUAUCGUCGAUACUCGCUCUGAAUGGAGAACAUUCGCAGGCGAUGAAGGUGACGACCCGUCUCGUGUUGGAGGACCGAGCAACCCACUUUUGAACGGGGUGGAGACAUUCGAAACCAUCAUCUCCUUUAAGGAUGGCAACACCGGCGUGGCACGUGAUCUCAACCGUGCGGCUACCCGAGCUGCCGUUAAGAAUGGUGAAAAAAGCGUAGCAGCCGCCUUCCUUUCGAUUCAAGACAUGUGUGACACCAUCAGUCUCCCUCGAACAGUGACAGAUAUUGCAAAGCAAUUGUACAGAAGGGCUGAUGAAGAGAAAUUGCUCAGGGGUAAACAAGUCGAUGCUAUCAUUGCCGCCUGCAUCUUUAUCGCUUGUCGGCAGUCGAAGGUCGGACGGUCGUUCAAAGAGAUUGUCGCGCUUACUCGAGUGCCCAAGAAGCAAAUUGGCCAAUGUUUCAAGGCUCUCUCUGCUGCCUUCGAGACAUCCGCGGUCGGCGGUGGUGGUGCUUUGAACACAACUACAGGCGAAACCAGUGGUGCUGGCGCUGAAGAUCUGAUGGCCCGUUUCUGCAGUCAUCUUGGACUUCCGUUCUUCGUUCAAAGCGGGGCCAAGAGAAUCGCCAUCCUUCAGCGAGACAUGGGUAUCCUUGCCGGUCGAAGUCCUAUCAGUGUAGCUAGCGCUUGUAUCUACUUUGCCAGUCAUCUUUAUAACAACCCCAAGAGUGCGAAGGACAUCGCUGGUGUCGCCGGCGUCAGCGAGGUCACGAUCAAAAUCGCUUACAAGCUUCUGUACCCCAAGCGAGAGGAGAUUGCCAAGGCUGAAGCAGCGACCAACGAAAACGCAUCAAUCGAUCGUUUACCCAACCCUUGAGUGGAUGGUGUAUUCAUUGUCAGAGGCGACGGUUUAUGUGUGCCAAUCGUUUGAUGGAAUAUCUACACAUCCCUCAAUUCAUCCUUCCUACAGGUUGGUUCACACGUGGACAUUUUUCCUUUCCUAUUUGGUCAUCAACAGCUCUUCGCAGAUUCUUCCCAUUGUUCAAUCCCUUGUAUCUAGAUAGCUUACUAAGCCACUGCUUCAAUGAAAUUUCAUGUUUCUCAAUCAUCCAAUUAUUUCAAAGUGUUGCUCUGAG
This is a messenger RNA of Puccinia graminis f. sp. tritici CRL 75-36-700-3, 1369 nucleotides long. RefSeq lists its product as uncharacterized. The transcript is spliced from 6 exons. Bases 73 to 1110 code for a protein of 345 amino acids. The record is from RefSeq and is a predicted model, not a curated record. Gene Ontology annotation, molecular function: RNA polymerase II general transcription initiation factor activity; TBP-class protein binding. Lineage: Eukaryota; Fungi; Basidiomycota; Pucciniomycetes; Pucciniales; Pucciniaceae. Gene Ontology annotation, biological process: transcription preinitiation complex assembly; transcription initiation at RNA polymerase II promoter. Gene Ontology annotation, cellular component: transcription preinitiation complex; nucleus.